AUGAACCAUGGCCGAUUGAGGGACUGUAGCACCUUGCAACGUGAGUAUCCGUACCAUGGAACUGCAGCUCGGCUUAUGCCAGCCUCCAGCGGUCAAGCUGCGCGGUCAGAAGUCUAUUUGGUGGAUCUCGUUCAGGGUCCUUUCUCGGUCAAUAGCUCUAUCCCCGUUGGGGGCCCAGCAACGUUUUUAGAGCUUGCAGGGACCUGGGCACGAAGCGUCACCGCCAACGAUGCCUUUUCCCAUGUUCGGACGUUUAAUCGCGAAUAUCUAGCCACCCCCGACUCCCCCGAGUGGUGGUUCGCCCGCCGACGCCGGGCUUUGAAGGGGUGUGGGCAAAGUGGUUAUCUCGCAGCUCGGGUCGCGUUUCUCAACAGAUGGGCAGGGCCGUGGCCGUGGCCGGAGAAAGCAGCAGUAGCAGCGGCAGGAUGGAAGGCGUGCACUUUCCCGAGUCGUGGUUCUGAGACUUUCAUUUCGCCGUCGAUCGACUGCUUUCCUUUUUUCGCAUUCUCAGCUAAACGGGAUACGUACUUGACGAUCCGGAACCGCCUCCAUACCGCCGAGAGCAGACGGCGUUUCGUCGUGGAAUUCUCUUUCUUCGACACCUUUCGACGGCAAUUCUCUCUACGAAACACUACAUUUGAUACGCCAGCCGAUCAGCACAAUACGUUCGACGAUGGCGGCGAACAGAGUGGCUUGCACUGCGGCCAGGUCGCUGGGAGCACCGAAGAGUCAGGCUGCCGCGAGCCAAGUGCGAUUGAUGAGCAGCGUAGGCAGAUCAAAUGGUACGUCGCAAUGCUGGGCGAAUUUUGCUCCCAACUGCUUCAACAAAUUCUUGAAAGGUUGGUGCAGCUCGAAGCUAUCCCAAGCUCGCUUGUCCAGCACCGCUCAAACGGGACAGCUCCCCUUACACCGUACGCCACGUCUCUUUAUUCGCCAUCCUUCACCGAACAAACGGACAAGGCACUUGAUCAUUUUGCUCUCAAGUUCGAUCAAGCGCGCUUUACUCCCACGUGGACCCCCACACUUUCCAUUCUCCCGCGGCAUAGGCAAUUGGAGUUUUUUCAUCAAGGCGCCUUUGAGGCAAACCCGCGCCAAACACGACCGGGUCUGAUCCACGUCUUCGUCUACGACUCACCAGCAAGUGCUCGGCUGGCGUCCCGCACUGGAGGGGGCAAACACAGCCCGUCAUGGAAGCCAUCCCGCGGCAGCACAGAAACGAUGCCACGCAGGGUCAUGUCUCGUGCCCCCGAAGUCACAGAAGGAGAUGCGCUGAUUUCCUGUCAACUUUGCCGUCUUUUUCUUCCCUCUGUCCGUUUAAUCCAUCAAUUAAACAUUGCGCACUGUUGUAACGGCCCCCGCGUCCGAGACUCGAUUGCUUGUCGAUUGCCCUUCGGUUUUCUUGAGACUCAUUCUUUUCACCUUUUCUCUAAGCAUUUCCAACUCCUUUUCUUCUUUGCUCGGCUCUUCCCCGUGUUAUCGAUCCGAGUCCAGGUGUUUUUCUACCUUGAUCUCCACUAUACCCCGCGGUCCCCUAAGAUCUUCCUCUCCAAUACCCCGCCAUCUCAGAGGCAACUUUUCUUCAGCAGCAGCAACAGCCGUUCGUCACCCCACCAUCGAACCAUGUCUACCACACCGAGCCGUCGGCUGAAUGUGCACAACAUCAACCAGCAUGUUGUUGCUGCCGAGUACGCCGUUCGCGGCGAGUUGGCCGUGAAGUCGGAGGAAUACCGAGCGAAGCUGUCCAAGGGCGACAAGGACCUCCCCUUUGACGCCGUUAUCUCGGCCAACAUCGGCAACCCCCAGCAGCUCGACCAGAAGCCCAUCACCUUCUUCCGCCAGGUUGUCAGUCUUCUCGAGAACCCCCUGCUUCUCGAGCGCGAGGAUGUUUUGCAGAACCAGCUCGGAUACAAGAGCGAUGCCAUCGCUCGCGCCAAGUUCCUCUUGAGCAAGGUCGGCUCUGUUGGCGCCUACAGUGCCAGUGCUGGUGUUCCCGCUAUUAAGGAGAGCAUUGCAAAGUUUAUUGAGCGCCGCGACGGAUUCCCCGCCGAUCCCGCCCACAUUUACCUCUCUGGCGGUGCCUCUUCCGGAGUCAACACCCUUCUUCACAUCAUCGCUCAGAACGCUCAAAGCGGUGUUCUAGUGCCCAUUCCUCAAUACCCUCUCUACACCGCAACGCUAUCAGUUCUCAACGCCACCUGCGUUCCCUACUACCUCGACGAGGCCGCUGGCUGGGGUACCGACCUGAACACCAUCAAGGCUGCUUACGAGAAGGCCACCUCCGAAGGCACCGAUGUCCGCGCUAUUGUCAUUAUCAACCCCGGCAACCCAACCGGUGCCUCCCUGUCCGAGGAUGACAUUCGCGCCGUCUACGACUACGCUGCGGAGAAGCAGCUUGUGGUGAUGGCUGACGAAGUCUACCAGACCAACGUCUUCGUUGGCAAGUUCCACUCCUUCAAGAGCGUUCUGCGCAGGCUGCAGAAGGAGACCCCUGGCAAGUACGACGGUGUCGAACUCGCUUCCCUGCACUCCAUCUCCAAGGGUAUGGUUGGCGAGUGCGGUCACCGCGGCGGCUACUUCGAGCUCGUCAACUUCGACCCCGAGGUCGAGGCCAACAUUUACAAGUUCGUCUCCAUCACCCUCUGCGCUCCCGUCAUCGGCCAGUGCAUCGUCGAGCUCAUGGUCAACCCCCCCAAGGAGGGCGAGCCGAGCUACGAGCUGUACAAGAAGGAGUACGACGGCAUCUUCAACGGCCUCAAGGAGCGCGCCACCGCCCUCCACAAGGCCUUUGACCAGAUGGAGGGCGUCGAGUGCGGCGCGCCCCAGGGCUCCAUGUACCUCUUCCCCACUAUCAAGCUUCCCGCAAAGGCCACCGAGGCUGCCCAGAAGGAGGGCCGCACCGCCGACGAGUUCUACUGCAUGCGCAUGCUCGAGGCCACCGGCGUUUGCGUCGUUCCCGGCAGCGGAUUCGGUCAAAAGGAGGGCACCCUGCACUUCCGCACUACUUUCCUCGCCCCCGGCACCGACUGGGUCGGCCGCAUCAUCAACUUCCACAAGGACUUCAUUGAGAAGUACCGGUGCGAGGAGGCCUGUCGCUCUUUUUCCGGAACCACGUAUCCAGGGCGGAUAAAAGCAGAUAUCGAUGAGCACCUUGCGAGAAUAGAAAGAUUCCGCUCCCAUCAAUUCUGCAUCCAGACCUUUCACAGUCAUCUCAUGUGGGCCUCGGUCAAGCCAAGAUUUCUCAAAUUGGCUUGUCUAAUCCGCAGUCCCAAGCCUGACUAA
Molecule: messenger RNA, 3279 nt
Organism: Colletotrichum lupini
Lineage: Eukaryota; Fungi; Ascomycota; Sordariomycetes; Glomerellales; Glomerellaceae
Product: aminotransferase class I and II
Exons: 16
Coding region: 1-3279 (1092 amino acids)
Biological process (GO): biosynthetic process
Molecular function (GO): L-alanine:2-oxoglutarate transaminase activity; pyridoxal phosphate binding
Source: RefSeq, a predicted model, not a curated record